AUGGCCCCGAUCUUAGAAAUGAUUUACAAUGAUUCACAAGGUUCCGCUGACAUGCUGCGUUUUGCUUCUGGGGCCUCACGUCUUGCUACAACCUUAACAUUUAGCAUGGAGAGACCAACAGAGCGUGGACGACCACGCAAAUAUGCAACAGCCAAGGAUAAAGCGACAGCAGAUUAUCAACGCCAACGGAACAAGCGGCAGGAGACAGCAACGAGAGAUAAGGGCUUUCCCUAUAGCAAUUUCCAUAACUUGCACUAUCCUGUUCAGCAGUCAGAUAACGCACAGAGCAGUGCAUUCACACAGCUACAAGAACAAGACAUCAGCAAGUUUCUACCUCCCCCUACUCUUCUAUUCCUAAUUGUCGUGUACCCCUAA
Molecule: messenger RNA, 375 nt
Organism: Fusarium oxysporum Fo47
Lineage: Eukaryota; Fungi; Ascomycota; Sordariomycetes; Hypocreales; Nectriaceae
Exons: 2
Coding region: 1-375 (124 amino acids)
Source: RefSeq, a predicted model, not a curated record